ACCGCCACCAUCCACUCUUGCUGCUUGUCUGUCCGCCGCAUUAGUCAGCGUGACGUACGCUGCUCUCUCCGCUUGUCGCCGGAUCUUCGAGAGAGCAGUUUCGCGCGCGCUGACCGCCUGUUUAACCUCCAACCAAAUUCUUCGUUUCCGCCAGCAACGACAUUUCUUAGGUUCUCCCAUCGUCAAUCCGUACCUCGCGCCCCCGUCACCAUCAUUGUUGCUAUUCACCUAUUCACCCAAUCGUUAUUCGCUCGACCGUUUUUCGCCCAGCCUCUCCCGAUCCUAGUAUGGCAUAUCUUCGCCAUGUCGCGACGAAGCUCGGCUCCACAUCUCUCGAGGAGGCUCGGCACCGAGGCUUGGAUCUGUUUCGCGAAACCUGUCGCGCGUUACCAAGCAUCAUGUUUCGCUACAACCUCGACGAAGUGAUCACGCGACAGGAGCUGCGAUCGCGAAUCGCCGACGAGUUUCGGCGACACCAGGACGUCGAAAAUCCCAAGGUCAUCGAUCUGCUUGUGUUUAAGGGCAGGGAGGAGCUGGUGAAUUACCUGAGCCAGUCAAAGCAGCGGCACCAUGUGAUUUCCCAGUGGGUGGUGGGGCCACAGGGCCAAGUGCCCACCAUCCCAGGGGGGGCUCACCACAAGCCGGGGAUCGUGCCCAAGGGCGGUGAAUCGCAGUUCCUUAGAAGCUUUUACGAGAGCAACUGAGUCACAGUGGUAAGGUAAAUGGUAUCAAGAACCUGGUAGCGGUGUUGGUAGUAGCAUCUGUGGCUUGUGAUGGUAUUUUCUUGUAAUGUGCUGGAGAUCUAUAGGUAUAACCAUAUCAUUCUUUACAAUGAAUUCAAAUGAACAAAAUCUAUAGAAGCUUAUGAAAUGUACAUGCCAGGCCCAUAAUUAUCAAGCUU
Molecule: messenger RNA, 901 nt
Organism: Closterium sp. NIES-67
Lineage: Eukaryota; Viridiplantae; Streptophyta; Zygnematophyceae; Desmidiales; Closteriaceae
Source: the annotation of a GenBank genome assembly